AUGGUACUGAGCAAGAGGUUCUCCAAGGACGUCGGCUCCAUGCUUCCCUCAGUGGAAGAGGCCAAGGAUGCAGAGGAAGAGGAGGAGGGGGUCCAGGUCAGUGUGGGGGGCAUCCCUAGCAGACCACCCAGCAGACCCCUCCCAUCCCUGAGCAGAGGAAGUGUGGACAAUAAGAUUGUACAAAGGUCAGCUUCAGCAAGAUCUAGGAAUAAAGGAGACAUCAACAAUGAAAUUACGGAAGUCUCAGAGUCUAGAGAAGAGGCGGUGGAGAAGUCACCAGAGCAAUUCUCCGAAGACUUUACAGAAUCAAAAGAAAAUGAGGAAGACUGUGACACAGAUUUAGAAAUAGAAGAAGCCAGAGGGGCCUAUGACCCCUCUGGUAAAGCCAGGUACCUGUCUGCCUGCCAACUAUUUGGUGUUGUGCCAGUAUCAUACUUCUUGCGGCACAUGGGUGAUUCUAAUCUUGUGAUGAGGCAUCAUGGACUAGGUGCACAGGCUACAAAAGCAAUUGCUCUCUCUUUAGUAACCAACACUUCAAUCGUCAAUCUAAAUCUCAGCGAUAACUGGCUUGAGGGAGAUGGUGCAGCGGCUAUUGCAGACAUGCUAAAGGAA
Messenger RNA from Staurois parvus, 612 nucleotides. The record is from the annotation of a GenBank genome assembly. NCBI's taxonomy places the organism in Eukaryota, Metazoa, Chordata, Amphibia, Anura, Ranidae.